CUCCUCCCAGCCCAACCCCUCCCUAUCCCGGUUUUAGCACGGCGCUGGCCGCAGUCUUGACAGGAACGGGACGGGCCCAAGAUGGCGGCGGCCGAUGGCGACGACUCGCUCUACCCCAUCGCGGUGCUCAUAGACGAGCUCCGCAACGAGGAUGUUCAGCUUCGCCUCAACAGCAUCAAGAAGCUGUCCACCAUUGCCUUGGCCCUCGGGGUUGAAAGGACCCGCAGUGAGCUUCUGCCCUUCCUUACAGAUACCAUCUACGAUGAGGAUGAGGUCCUCUUGGCCCUGGCGGAGCAGCUGGGCACCUUCACCACUCUGGUCGGAGGCCCCGAGUACGUGCACUGCCUGCUGCCGCCCUUGGAGUCGCUGGCCACGGUGGAGGAGACGGUGGUGCGGGAUAAGGCAGUGGAGUCCCUGCGGGCCAUCUCGCACGAGCACUCCCCCUCCGACCUCGAGGCCCACUUUGUGCCCCUGGUGAAGCGGCUGGCGGGCGGCGACUGGUUCACCUCCCGCACCUCAGCCUGCGGCCUCUUCUCUGUCUGCUACCCCCGCGUGUCCAGUGCCGUCAAGGCGGAGCUUCGACAGUACUUCCGGAACCUGUGCUCAGAUGACACCCCCAUGGUGCGGCGGGCCGCAGCCUCUAAGCUGGGGGAGUUCGCCAAGGUGCUGGAGCUGGACAACGUCAAGAGCGAGAUCAUCCCCAUGUUCUCCAACCUGGCCUCUGACGAGCAGGACUCGGUGCGGCUGCUAGCGGUGGAGGCAUGCGUGAACAUCGCCCAGCUCCUGCCCCAGGAGGACCUGGAGGCCUUGGUGAUGCCCACCCUGCGCCAGGCUGCUGAGGACAAGUCUUGGCGUGUCCGUUACAUGGUGGCCGACAAGUUCACGGAGCUCCAGAAAGCGGUGGGGCCUGAGAUCACCAAGACAGACCUGGUCCCUGCCUUCCAGAACCUGAUGAAAGACUGUGAGGCCGAGGUGAGGGCCGCCGCCUCCCACAAGGUCAAAGAAUUCUGUGAAAAUCUCUCCGCUGACUGUCGGGAGAAUGUGAUCAUGACCCAGAUCUUGCCCUGCAUCAAGGAGCUGGUGUCUGACGCCAACCAGCACGUCAAGUCGGCGCUGGCCUCCGUCAUCAUGGGCCUCUCCCCGAUCCUGGGCAAAGACAGCACCAUCGAGCACCUCCUGCCCCUCUUCCUGGCCCAGCUGAAGGACGAGUGUCCGGAGGUGCGGCUGAACAUCAUCUCUAACCUGGACUGCGUGAACGAGGUGAUCGGCAUCCGGCAGCUGUCGCAGUCCCUGCUCCCUGCCAUCGUGGAGCUGGCGGAGGAUGCCAAGUGGCGGGUGCGGCUGGCCAUCAUUGAGUAUAUGCCUCUGCUGGCGGGACAGCUGGGGGUGGAGUUCUUUGAUGAGAAACUCAACUCCUUGUGCAUGGCCUGGCUUGUGGAUCAUGUCUAUGCCAUCCGCGAGGCGGCCACCAGCAACCUGAAGAAGCUGGUGGAGAAGUUCGGGAAGGAGUGGGCCCACGCGACUAUCAUCCCCAAGGUCUUGGCCAUGUCUGGGGACCCCAACUACCUUCACCGCAUGACCACACUCUUCUGUAUCAAUGUGCUGUCCGAGGUCUGCGGGCAGGACAUCACCACCAAGCACAUGUUGCCCACCGUGCUGCGCAUGGCCGGGGACCCUGUCGCCAAUGUCCGCUUCAACGUGGCCAAGUCCCUGCAGAAGAUCGGGCCCAUCCUGGACAACAGCACACUGCAGAGUGAGGUCAAGCCCGUCCUCGAGAAGCUGACCCAGGACCAGGACGUGGACGUCAAGUACUUUGCCCAGGAGGCUCUGACUGUUCUGUCUCUUGCCUGAUGCUGGAAGAGGAGCCACCGCCAGCCUCCGGUGUCUGCCCUCCCCCUCCAGGCUCCUCCCUGGGGGGACAGUGGGGGGCCUUUGGCUGUCACUCCCUGUGCAUGGUCUGACCCCAGGUCCCUUCCCCGGCACAGUUCCUCCCUCAGCCUGGGACAUCCACCCCCCCCACGGGGCCGGGGGCGCACAAGGUGGGACAGAGCAGAGACCCUGGGAGGAAGGGGCCACUCCCGCCCUUUGGGGUGAGGCGGGAGCAUCCCAGGUCGCCGGCUCCUGCUGCUGUAUGGGGACCCCUCCCCCAUCUCCUCCACCUCCCUCCCUUCCUCUCGGUGGUUUUUUUGUGUCAAUUGUGCUGUUUUUAUUUUAUUCCCUUGCCCCCCUUUUCACAGAGAAAUAAAGGUCUAGAAAUA
Messenger RNA from Budorcas taxicolor (takin), 2258 nucleotides. It is a transcript of the gene PPP2R1A, whose product is annotated as protein phosphatase 2 scaffold subunit Aalpha. Gene Ontology annotation, molecular function: protein phosphatase regulator activity; protein binding. Gene Ontology annotation, cellular component: cytoplasm; protein phosphatase type 2A complex. The record is from RefSeq and is a predicted model, not a curated record. The transcript is spliced from 15 exons. Lineage: Eukaryota; Metazoa; Chordata; Mammalia; Artiodactyla; Bovidae. Gene Ontology annotation, biological process: protein dephosphorylation. The coding region runs from base 82 to 1851 and encodes 589 amino acids.